CUCAACUUCCUGAGGGCACCCUGUGAGCUCUGCUCCAAGUCCUGACUCUGCCUGGCCAAGUUCCUUUCCUGUCCCUGGGUUUGUCUUGCACUUUCUUCUAAGUAUUUCUCCUAGAAGGCAGAUGAAUCUCCUGGGUUCCUUCUUUGUAUUCUCCGUAUCCUGAUGAAUACAGAAUUCUGGUUCCCCUUCAUGUUACAUCUACUGAGUUCCCGCCAUUUAUCGGGGUCUGUACCAGGUCCUCUCCUGGAUUCCUGAAUUGAACCUGCCUUGCACAGAGUGGAGUCAGUCCCUUCUUCCAUUAUGGCAUUAUGGAAGGAUAACAGAUACCAGAAGAAAUAUGAAGCAGCAACUGUGAAGCUUGAGCAACUCAACCUUCACAGCCCUAACCCAACCUGGCUUAAUUCAGCCUCACUGAACCAGAUCUAACACUCUUGGAUCCCAGAUGUUGCUACAGCUCUCUGAUCUUUAGAAUCUACUUCAAUUCCAGCUAGAAUGCUGCUUCAAGCUCUUUACAAGUUUGGUCAAAAGCUGGUACACAGACACCCACUGGAACAAAACAUUUAUGAGUAUGAAUUUGGUAGAAGCCUGAGCACUCUGGACUUAGUGGUCCUGGGUGUGGGCCGCACAGUGGGGGUUGGUGUGUAUUUCCUGCUUGCUGAGGUGGCUAGUAGUCAAGCAGGACCAGCCACUGUGAUAUGCUUCUUGGUGGCUGGCCUAACUUCAUUAUUGGCUGGGCUGUGCUAUGCAGAGUUUAGCGCCCGGGUUCCGCAUCCUGGUUCCGCAUAUCUCUACUGUUUUGUCACUAUAGGCGAACUCUGGGCAUUCAUCACGGGUUGGAACCUCAUCCUCUCCUUUUUUAUUGAUGCAAUCGUGAUGAUCCGGGCCUGGACCUUAAUUUUUGAAUACCAUUUUGGAAAUCAGAUCUCUGAGAGCAUCUCAGAGCACAUUCCCCAAGUCUUAGCAGAUAAUCUAGUCUACUUUACUAUGGUCCUUUGGUUUUUUCUCUUAGAAAUUCGAAAUCUGGGUUUUCGUGGGUUCUUCAUAGUUUUCAAACUGCUCACAUUGUUGAAACUUUUGGUUCUCAGUUUUGUCAUCAUCUCUGGAUUCGUUAAGGGGGACCUGCACAACUGGAAGCUCACAGAAGAGGACUAUAUAAAGGCUGGACUCAGUGACACCUCUAGCUUGGGUCCUCUGGGCUCUGGAGGAUUCAUGCCUUUUGGCUUCCAGGGGAUUCUCCGUGGAGCAGCUACCUGUUUCUAUGCUGUUAUAGGCUUCAGUGUUCUUGUUACCAGAGUCAAAGAAUCGCACAAGCCUGAGCGUUCAAUCCCCAUGGGCAUUGUUAUUUCACUGCUCACCUGCAGCUUGGUGUAUUUUGGUAUCUCUGCAGCACUUACACUUAUGGUGCCUUACUACGAGCUCCGACCUGGGAGCACCUUGCCUGAGGCAUUUCUCCAUAUUGGCUGGGGCCUUGCCUUCUAUGUUUUAGCUGUUGCAGUUUCCUGUAGUAUUUUUGUCAGCAUGUAUUACAGCUUUGUGUUCCCCAUACUUUUAGUGAUAAACAUGAUGGCAGAAGAUGGCCUCCUGUUCCCUGUGCUUGCCAGGGUCAUCACUGGCACAUACACCCACUUAGUGUUCAGGAUAUUCAUUUAUGUUAUUGCAGUAAUCAUAUUAUUCUUCUUUGGACUCGCUGAUCUCUUGGACCUCAGGUCAAUUGCGACCCUGCUAUCUUAUUCCCUGGUAGCUUUUUGUGUUCUCAUCAUCAGGUAUCAGCCUGAGAGGAGGAAUAAAGAAAACGAAGCAGAGGAGCAAGAAGAGAAUGAGCUAAAUGAAGCAGAGGUGCAGGAGGAGAGCCUACCUGCAGCAGAGAAGCUAACUCUACAGGGACUAUUUUUUCCAGGCAGCCCCACCCCCACUCCACUCUCUGGCCGAGUUGUCUAUGUUUGCUCCUCACUGCUUGUUCUGCUGCUGAUUGUUCUUUGCCUGGUGCUCGCCCAGUGGCCAGGUUGGCUUUCUGGAGACCCAGGGUGGAUCACAGUGGUUGUGCUGCUCCUGGUGCUCAUCACUGGGUUCACUGGAAUCAUCUGGAGACAGCCACAGAACUCCACUCCCCUUCACUUCAAGGUACCUGGUCUGCCUCUCCUCCCACUCCUGAGCAUUUUUCUGAAUGUUUGCCUUAUGAUGCAGAUGACCGCUGGCACCUGGGCCCGAUUUGGUGCCUGGAUGCUGACUGGGUUUGUUAUCUACUUCGCCUAUGGGAUCCAGCACAGCCUUAAGAGGCCAAACCAUAGACCUUGAACUCAGCAGUGCCAGUACAUUUUUGGUUUGACAUCAUCACACCUGAAUGCAGUCUGGUUCCCUGCACAGUAAUGGGGAGUACUCUUGAGCACAUGGGAAUCUAGGGCUCCUAUGAGAUAUUGGUGUGAAAAUACUAAUAGAGCUCCAUAUUUACGGCAGAGUGAAAGAUGAGACUUUGCUCUUUCUCCUUUUUUUUUCUUUCUACGUUUUAAUUGUGUCUAUACUGUUUACUGACAUUUACAUAAUUAGUAUUAGAAGAAGCUGGAAGGCAUUUUCCUCUUCUUUGGUUAAAUAUCCACUAGUGAAGGAUGUAGCUGUCUCAGUCAGUAUAGCAUGAUUCUUGUCUGAGUCUGGUGAGUAUGAUCCCCACAGUGGCUGUAGCGAUUAAGAAAAUAUCCAGUAGCAGAAUUACCGGAUCACAUGGUAGUUCUUUUUAAAUUUUUUUGAGGAAAUUCCAUCCUUUUUCCCAUAAUGCCUACACCAUUAACAUUCCUAUUAACAGUUCAUGAGGGUUCAUUUUUCUCUGUAUCUUCGCCAACACUUGCUUUUCUUCUAUUUUUGAUUUUAGGUAAAGUGAUAUCUGAUUGCAGUUUUAAUUUGUAUUUCCUUGAUGAUUAGUGAUACAAAGC
Canis lupus familiaris (dog) is the source of this 2924-nucleotide messenger RNA. RefSeq names its product cationic amino acid transporter 3-like. Gene Ontology annotation, cellular component: plasma membrane. The coding region runs from base 493 to 2295 and encodes 600 amino acids. Gene Ontology annotation, molecular function: amino acid transmembrane transporter activity. Gene Ontology annotation, biological process: transmembrane transport; amino acid transport. The transcript is spliced from 3 exons. NCBI's taxonomy places the organism in Eukaryota, Metazoa, Chordata, Mammalia, Carnivora, Canidae. The record is from RefSeq and is a predicted model, not a curated record.